This is a messenger RNA of Echinostoma caproni, 540 nucleotides long. The record is from the annotation of a GenBank genome assembly. NCBI's taxonomy places the organism in Eukaryota, Metazoa, Platyhelminthes, Trematoda, Plagiorchiida, Echinostomatidae.
UUGUCUUGUCUAUUCAGGUACAUCAACAAGGAGGAAUGGUGCUGGCGAGCACUUCGUUGUCUUUCUCGGCGUUGUCCCUAUUUUUACAUUAAUUGGCAUCCCCCUGGACGUUCGGUGAAAGAUUAUUUGAAGGUCAUUUUAACAGAGAAAUUACAAAUUGAGGAUGAACGUAGAGCUGCUCGUGAAUCGGGACAUUCCACAUCUGGUUCUACCCGUCGAGACGUUUCGGGUAAUGUAACCGAACCGUCACCGGCAAAACAGCCCCGCUUGGAUUCCGAUACCGCUGUCGAUGGCCAACCGUCAACACACUCAACUCGCCCCAAAGUUGUUACUACAGACGGGGAGACGGGGGAAAAGCGUGGCAAUGUGGGCCGACAAGAGUCAUCACAACCCUCAAGUAAUACUCAUCUACAGUCGAAUGCUGAUGACCAAGACGAUUCAGUUCUCGAUGAAGACGACCUCUCAGUCAAACAAGACGGGGAUCCGGACUCAGGUGAUCGUUUGGUUGAAGGGGACUCGUUUUCCGAUGUGGCCUCCUAA